Molecule: messenger RNA, 531 nt
Organism: Anopheles marshallii
Lineage: Eukaryota; Metazoa; Arthropoda; Insecta; Diptera; Culicidae
Exons: 2
Coding region: 7-531 (174 amino acids)
Source: RefSeq, a predicted model, not a curated record
UUCUCGAUGGCCUCUCAGAUACCGCGCGUCGAUGUUGUUUUCCUGGCGUACAGUCCGGUUGCCGGAAAGGCCCCUUCGGUUACGCUGGACAGCAUUUGUACGGUUAGUUUGUACGAGUUGCAGCGACAUCUUCAGACGAAGCGUGCCGAACGGAACAGUAUGGGUGUGGCGGCGUAUAAACACUACAAAUGGUACAAUGCGGUGCUGGCAGAGGAACUACGAACGAUCGGCAAAGGACAACCGCGACCAUUGCUGCAGGCUUUCCAUUGGUACAUCGAAACCUCCAACAGCGAUGCGUUCCGGAUCGAGCAUCAACAGUACGAUGCAGUAUCGCUAAUAGUGGCGGCUGAGGUGGAACACUGGUACUGUGCUCGACCUGGCCACAGUGCCCAGGGUAGCCGGGCACGGAUAUCGUUCGGUGAACAAUCGAACAUUGCGAUCGUGCCCCUGACGCCGAAAGUUGGCUCCAAUCAGCCGCAGCUACGCCGACACCGAUCGACAACUCUCGAAAGAAUUCGAGAGGAAUGUUAA